Dipodomys ordii (Ord's kangaroo rat) is the source of this 538-nucleotide messenger RNA. RefSeq names its product S100 calcium binding protein A11 (gene S100a11). The record is from RefSeq and is a predicted model, not a curated record. NCBI's taxonomy places the organism in Eukaryota, Metazoa, Chordata, Mammalia, Rodentia, Heteromyidae. Gene Ontology annotation, biological process: regulation of cell population proliferation. Bases 78 to 383 code for a protein of 101 amino acids. Gene Ontology annotation, molecular function: calcium-dependent protein binding; calcium ion binding. Gene Ontology annotation, cellular component: cytoplasm. The transcript is spliced from 3 exons.
GCCGCUCCCAGCCGCCGCCGCCGCCGCCGCCGCCGCCGCCGUCCGGGCCUCGCUCUACUCCAACUUGGAAAAAAAAAAUGUCUCAACCUACAGAGACUGAGAGAUGCAUCGAGUCCCUGAUUGCUGUUUUCCAGAAGUAUGCUGGAAGGGAUGGGAAGAACUCAACUCUGUCCAAGACGGAGUUCCUAACGUUCAUGCGUUCAGAACUGGCUUCCUUCACAAAGAACCAGAAGGACCCUGGCGUCCUUGACCGCAUGAUGAAGAAGCUGGACCUCAACGCUGAUGGUCAGCUAGAUUUCCAAGAAUUUCUUAAUCUUAUCGGUGGCUUAGCCAUAGCUUGCCAUGACAGCUUCCUCAGUUCCCAACCUCAGAAGCGUAUCUGAGCCUCCAUGCGCCUGGCCUCAAACCUUGGUCUUCGCCUCCAGCCAUUCAGUUGUCAUCUCCCUCUCCCAAUUCACAUUUACCCCAAGCCUAAUACACCUGCCACACGGUGCAGCCCACUCCUGGUGGCAGUAAUAAAAUAAUACUUUUAAACAUA